GAAAAACGUAAUGAGAUAUGGCAUCCAAAGAAAGUAAAAGCAGUAUCAAGGGAGAUGCAAAUGUUUUUGUUGUUUUGAGCAACCAUCACUUGUCUCCGCCUCGAUUCACGCGACAAUAUUCACUCCACCUUUUUUAUCCCAUUUAUUAUUUUUGGGUUUUAGGUGCUAUUCCUUAUUUUGUUUUUCAUUCUGCUUUCUGUCUACUUUGGUCUCUUUUUUUUUGGUUUUCUUGCUGGUAUCUUUCUUUUAAGAUCUUGUUGUUCCGUUGCUUUUUCUUUUUAUUUUACUAUUCGAUGCCUUCUCAAUUAUCCAGUCAACAUCAUCAUCAGCAUCUUCCUUCAUUAUCUUCGUCUAUUUCCAGCUGUUCUUCAGGUACUUCGACACCGCAAUCCUUGAAUUUUCCUCGCCAGUCGGUGAAUUCGCAGUAUUAUUACUAUUCCAUCCAACAACCGUGCCGACAGAAAUCCGCCCCACCGCAACGAAAAUCGCAACGGUAUGCGGAAUUGCAACGACCCCAUCAUCCACCGCAACGGUCGGUAUCGGCUAGUUCCCUAGGCACCCCCCGCUCGAGACAAUCCUCCGACUGGUCUCCAUGCUGCUAUACACCAAACACAACGCCCACCGUGUUGUCAAACCGAUAUACCGUAGCUAUACCUACCGAUAUUUCUCCUUUAGAAAAGCCAAUGGCUCACGAUACACCUUCGCAACAAAUCCUCAUUGCCAGUACGGCGAUUGAAUCUUCCAAUCCACCAGCGUCAUCCGCACUACAAGAACCGCCCAAUACCCAUUUAUGGUGGGAUGAAUCUCAGCUGGCGUUGGAAUUAGCCGAAGAUGAUUUGAUGCCCAAGAAAAAAACCACAGGAAAAAAAGGAACCACACGGCGUAUCAAAGAAAAAAUAUCUUGUUUCAUGCAUUCUUCUUCAUCCUCGCUCUCUUCCUCGUCGUCCUCCGCGUCUCUCUCCAUCCAUUCGAAAAAGAGCAACCGGAUUGCUCGGUCUUUGAAAAAGCUUGCCAAUAUCAUUUCUUUAUAAAUCCAUCUGUAAAUAGUCUCUGUAUGACCCCGCCUCAAUAUAUGUCUUUUUUUUUCCUCUUUCAUUUAUAUCCAUCAAGAUGCUCUUUUUUAUACCGUUCAUGUCUCUCUACAUUUAUUUUAAUGUUUACGAUUCUGACUGAUUGUAUUGCAUUAUUUUGAAAACAACAACAAUAAUGUGGCACGAUGAAUGAUAUCAUCAAUACAAUAGAAAAGAUUGAUCUUUCGGAAAAGGUUCUAACAAGUUUACAUUUUUUUUUCAAAUCGCGCAUAGUGAGAAAUCAGUCGCUCUUUGAAUGGUCACUCCAUGACCCCGAAUAUAUGAGUGUCAGGUUCAGAUUCGCCGGAAGUGUUGGUGUUGUCUAGAUGCUCAAUCUCUCCCCUCACAAAAAUAAAAAGAAGAAUCAUGGUUCAU
This is a messenger RNA of Radiomyces spectabilis, 1445 nucleotides long. RefSeq lists its product as uncharacterized. The coding region runs from base 18 to 1031 and encodes 337 amino acids. NCBI's taxonomy places the organism in Eukaryota, Fungi, Mucoromycota, Mucoromycetes, Mucorales, Radiomycetaceae. The transcript has a single exon. The record is from RefSeq and is a predicted model, not a curated record.